UUUAGACCGUUAGGUGCGCUAAAAUCAACUUCUUUAAUGUAUUUUAAAGAAGGCAUAGAUCAGCGUACCUGUGAGUUGCAAAUGGUGGACGGUCUGUCAUCGUUGUGCUGUAACAUCAGGUAAAAUGUAUAAAGCCAGGACGGUGUUUAACACCUUGGUGCCUCUGGCACCACGCGUGUGUGGACCAGAAAGGUUUGCUUCAUGGUUAGUACGCAGUCAUAAUUUUACCAGAACGACUCAAGCAAUAGUCAUAGCACCAACUCGGAAAUACAAUAGUCGUGUUGCUACUGAACCUUUCUUAAAUGGCAGUACUAGCUCAUAUGUAGAAGAAAUGUACAAUGCCUGGUUGCAAGAUCCUCACAGUGUACAUGUGUCAUGGGAUUCCUUUUUCCGUAGUAGCACUGCGGGAGCUGGUCCAGGUCUAGCGUAUCAAGCUCCACCAUCUCUUGCUCCAAGUCAUAAUCAGGUACCACUUGGAGCAUUAUUGCCUCUUGGUGGUGGAUCUCAAAUUAGUCAGAUGCCCAUUAAUGAAAAAAUUAUAGAUGACCAUUUAGCUGUGCAAGCCAUUAUUCGUUCAUACCAGAUCCGUGGCCAUCAUAUCGCGAAAUUGGACCCACUUGGAAUCAACAGCGCUGAUCUUGAUGAUAGGCAUCCUCAAGAAUUGCUCUAUAAUCAUUACUCAUUCGGGAGGGGACAACGCACUACUUACGCUCAGGAACUACAAUACCGAGUAGCUGCUCUUAUGAAAAAGGAAUCAGAUAUGGAUCGCGUUUUCAAAUUGCCGUCUACCACUUUUAUCGGUGGUAAAGACAAAUCAUUACCACUGCGUGAAAUUCUUAAACGAUUAGAAGCAACUUACUGUGGACAUAUUGGCGUGGAAUUUAUGUUCAUUAAUUCCUUGGAACAAUGCAAUUGGAUUCGACAGAAGAUGGAAACGCCUGGUAUAAUGGAAGCUACGAAUGAUGAAAAGCGACUUAUUUUGGCUAGAUUAACUCGAGCUACAAGAUUUGAAGCUUUCCUCGCACGUAAAUGGUCAUCUGAAAAAAGAUUUGGAUUAGAGGGUUGUGAAAUCUUAAUUCCUGCUAUGAAACAAGUAAUUGAUAAAUCCACAGAACUUGGUGUAGAAUCUAUUGUCAUGGGUAUGCCUCAUCGUGGUCGUCUCAAUGUUUUAGCUAAUGUUUGUCGUAAACCACUAAGUCAGAUAUUUACUCAAUUUGCUGCGCUUGAAGCUGCUGAUGAUGGUUCUGGAGAUGUCAAAUAUCAUUUGGGAACGUAUAUUGAACGUCUUAAUCGCGUUACGAAUAAAAAUAUUCGUUUAGCCGUUGUGGCAAAUCCAUCUCACCUGGAAGCAGUUGAUCCAAUUGUGCAAGGAAAAACUCGUGCUGAACAAUUUUACAGAGGAGAUGGUGAAGGCAAAAAGGUAAUGUCUAUUCUUCUACAUGGUGAUGCGGCAUUCUGUGGACAAGGAAUCGUAUUUGAAACCAUGCAUCUGUCAGAUUUACCAGAUUAUACAACUCAUGGUACUAUCCAUAUUGUUGUCAAUAAUCAAAUCGGUUUUACAACAGAUCCUAGACAUUCUAGAUCUUCUCCUUAUUGUACCGACGUUGCCAGAGUGGUAAAUGCACCAAUUUUCCACGUAAAUUCUGAUGAUCCUGAAGCGGUAAUGCAUGUAUGUAAAGUGGCUGCUGAAUGGAGAGCAACUUUCCAUAAAGAUGUUGUUAUCGAUUUAGUUUCAUACAGACGUAAUGGACAUAACGAAAUUGAUGAGCCAAUGUUUACGCAACCUCUGAUGUAUCGCAAAAUUAGACAUACACCACCGGCUCUUGAUAAAUAUGCUAAAUCGCUCAUUGAUGAUGGUGUUGUUACAACGGAAGAAGUAAAGGAUGUACAAGAUAAAUAUGAAAAAAUAUGUGAAGAGGCAUAUGUGAAUGCUAAACAAGAAACACAUAUUAAAUACAAGGAUUGGCUAGAUUCUCCAUGGUCUGGUUUCUUUGAAGGUAAAGAUCCAUUGAAAGUAUCGCCUACUGGUAUCAAGGAAGAUACACUUGUGCAUAUUGGAAAGAAGUUUUCAUCGCCACCGCCUAAUGCUGCGGAAUUUGUGAUUCAUAAAGGUAUUGAACGUAUCUUGAAAUCUCGUAUGGAAAUGGUCGAAGCUAGGACAGUUGAUUGGGCUCUUGGAGAAGCUAUGGCAUUUGGUUCUCUUCUUAAAGAAGGGAUUCAUGUAAGAUUAUCUGGUCAAGACGUGGAAAGAGGUACAUUCUCACACAGACAUCACGUCUUACAUCAUCAGACCGUUGACAAAGCUACAUAUAGGCCACUUUGUUACUUAUAUCCCGAUCAAGCUCCAUACACGGUUUGCAAUAGUUCUCUUUCUGAAUUUGGUGUUCUUGGGUUUGAAUUGGGUUAUUCCAUGACAAAUCCUAAUGCAUUGGUAUGCUGGGAGGCACAAUUUGGUGAUUUUAACAACACAGCCCAGUGCAUAAUAGAUCAAUUUAUUAGUAGUGGACAAGCAAAAUGGGUACGUCAGUCUGGACUAGUUAUGCUCCAGCCUCAUGGUCUAGAAGGAAUGGGACCUGAACAUUCUAGCGCUCGUUUGGAACGCUUUCUUCAAAUGUCCGCUGAUGAUCCAGAUUACUUUCCACCGGAAAGCGAAGAAUUUGCCGUGCGACAAUUGCACGACAUUAACUGGAUCGUUGCCAAUUGCAGUACACCAGCUAAUUACUUCCACAUUCUAAGGAGACAAAUUGCAUUACCCUUCCGAAAACCAUUGAUAAUGAUGACGCCUAAAUCUCUACUUCGUCAUCCAGAAGCAAAGUCUAGUUUCGAUUUGAUGCUGGAAGAUACAGAAUUCCUUAGAGUGAUACCUGAGGAAGGGCCAGCUGCAAAUAACAGUGGCAAUGUUAAAAGAUUAGUUUUCUGUUCUGGAAAAGUUUAUUACGAUUUGAAGAAAGCACGUUCAGAGAAAAAAUUGGAUGAUCAAAUUGCUAUUGCAAGAGUUGAACAAAUUUCACCCUUCCCAUAUGACCUCGUAAAGAAAGAAGCUGCUAAAUAUCCAAAUGCAGAAUUAAUCUGGUCUCAAGAAGAACAUAAGAAUCAAGGCGCCUGGACUUAUGUGCAACCAAGAUUCCAUACUGCACUUAAUGGAACACGUAAUGUUACUUUUGGAGAAGCGACAAAAUCCAAAAAAACCGACAGUAGUGAAGGAUGGUUGAGUGGUUGGUUUUCUUCAUCUAAACCAGUAAAACCUAUUCCCAUGCCCGAGUCAUCAGAUACUAAUAAAUCUAAGCAGAGAAUAGUGAGAUAUGCUGGUCGCCCCACUGCAGCAUCUCCUGCAACAGGUAGCAAAAUGCAACAUCUAAAAGAACUUAAACAAAUUCUGGAUGAUUCACUGAACGUUUAAUAAUCCUUCGUAGUGCUAUGUAGAAACAAAUUUUAUUUAUUAUAUUAUACUAUAUUUGUUAUUUUUUUGUUCUAUUCUAUGUCAAUGGAGAUAAUACCAUCACGCAACUAUGUAAAUGAUUUCUUUGUUAGUAAUCAACUUAUAAAAUCACUGUACACAUGAAUAUUUUAUCACACUAAUGCAAAAUGUAUAUUUAUUAUACGUUUUAUUAUUUA
Vespa crabro (European hornet) is the source of this 3615-nucleotide messenger RNA. RefSeq names its product 2-oxoglutarate dehydrogenase, mitochondrial (gene Nc73EF). Gene Ontology annotation, biological process: tricarboxylic acid cycle. Bases 125 to 3400 code for a protein of 1091 amino acids. Gene Ontology annotation, molecular function: thiamine pyrophosphate binding; oxoglutarate dehydrogenase (succinyl-transferring) activity. Gene Ontology annotation, cellular component: mitochondrion; oxoglutarate dehydrogenase complex. The record is from RefSeq and is a predicted model, not a curated record. The transcript is spliced from 17 exons. Lineage: Eukaryota; Metazoa; Arthropoda; Insecta; Hymenoptera; Vespidae.